AUGGAUGAACAAGACUCAGCUGGCCCUGGAGCAGAAAGAGGCCAUGCCAUCCAAACUGGGAACAGUGGGGGAUUCUGGGAAAACUCUGUGCAGAAGAUCCUGGGUGAGGAGGACACCCUCCGCUCAGAGGUGCAGAGCCAGCAGGUGAGGCAGUUCUGCUGCCAGGAGGCCAAAGGACCCCGAGAGGUUUGCAGCCGACUCUACCACUUUUGCCGCCAGUGGCUGAAGCCAGAAAGGCACACGAAAGCUGAGAUGCUGGACCUGGUGAUCUUGGAGCAGUUCCUGGCUGUCCUUCCACCGGAGAUGGAGAGCUGGGUGAGGGACUGUGGAGCGGAGACCAGUUCCCAGGCGGUGGCCCUGGCCGAAGGUUUCCUCCUGAGUCAGGCAGAGGAGAGAAAGCAGGAAGAGAGAAAGCAGGUGAGAGAGACUUUCCUUUGGAUACUCCCAAGGCCUCCGAACAGGAUGGAGAAUAUCCCAAAAUGUUCUACUGAUGGCCCAUCCUUUUUCUGAGAAGACAUCCAUGGAAUGAAAUCUCACACCUUUCAAGUCUUUGUCAUUCUCUUUCUAAUAUUUCUCGCCAUUCAUUCUCUGUUUUUAAACCUUGUUCUUUCAGGAAAAGGAUGAUUUUGCAGAAAUGGACCUGGAUUCCUGUGAGGCAGAGAGGCCUCCGUUGGACACCAGAGAGAGGCAGCUGGGUAAGGAGGAAGGUUGUUUUUCUCCAUUUGGUCUCAUUCUGUUGGUUUUCCAACUCCUGUGUGACUCCUUUUCAUCUUUUGUUGGGGGAGAUAGUUGGGGCCAAGAGCCCAGAGGAGGGGAAAUAUAUAUUUCUUUUUUUAUAAAUGAUUUUUAUUUGUUUUGCAUAUAAUCACAUUACAUAACAUCGUAUCCUCUUGUUUUAUCUCUUUAGCUCGACUGAGCCUAAUGACUUCCCUCCCUCCCGUCUGAUGGUUUACAAAAUUAAACUUUACAGCUUUUGCUUCAUUUCCUAUCCUUGUUAUAUCAUUACCUCUACCUGAAUAGGUAGCAAUUUCACCUUACAGAUCUUCAGAUAACCCUGCUAAUGAUGUUAAUUGCUUACAGUUAUCGUUCAAAUAUAAUGCAAAUUUGUUCCAGUCCUUUUGGAAUGCUUGGUCUCACUGGUUCUGGAUUCUUCCCACCAGUUUCGCCAGUUCUGCAAAGUCCAUCAUUUUCAUCUGCCACCCUUCUUCUGUUGGUAACUCCUGUUGUUUCCAUCUUUGGGCUCCAUUCUUGCCACAGUUGUUGCAUAUAAGAACAAUUUUUUCUCUGGUCUCGGUAUCUCUCUACCCACUAUACUUACCGUAUUUUUCGCUCUAUAACACGCACCUAACCAUAACACGCACGUAGUUUUUAGAGGAAAACAAGAAAAAAAAUAUUCUGAAUCAAAUGUUGUACCAAACUAUUUAAUAAACAACCGGUAUAUCAGAAUCAUAUUACAAGCAUGUAAAGUGAACAGCAGUCAACAGUGGCAUUAAGAACCAUCAUCACUGUCAUUAACAAAUGAAGAGAGAAUUUUAGGUUCGAGUACUCUUCUAGUCUUCUGUGAACCCCAAGAACUCAUCACUGCUAGAGUCAGAAUUUAUGAAGUUCAGUUGCUCACAAUCACUGACAUCACUUUCUUCACUAUCUUCAUAUAAAAUGUCAUCUUCUUUUGCAUCCAAACCAAACCACAUUUUUUGAAUGACUGUGCAACGAUUUCCUCCUUCACUGAGUGCCAUGAUGUGGGGCUUACCUGGCUGCCCCCCAAUAUUUUUUGAAGUUGGAAGAGGGAGGGAGGGAGGGAAGGAAGAGAGAGGGGGAACUCACAUUUAUGCAGCUGCCUUGCCUCGGAGCAAAAAGAGGAGGAGGAGACUCAGGGACACGAGACUUGUAAGCCGCUUUGUUUGAAUUUACCGGUGAGGUGCUGGGGGAGGGACGGAAGGGGAUGCCCUCUUUGUCCCUCCUUCCGGCUCAUUGUAAAGAAAGCAGAGUAAGAGCCGCUUACAUUUGUGUAAGGGAGAGCCAUAGAGCAGGCAGACACUGAGAAAGAGAGGCUGUCUCCCUUUCCCCACCUUGGCUUUUACACGCUGCAUGCAGCUCUUGCCAGCUUCCGAUCUGCCUCCCUUCUCCCACCUCGCUAAAAAGCCAUAGAGCAGGCAGACAGGAGGAAGAGAGGCUGUCUCCCCACUCUCAGCUGUUGCCGGCUUCUCAAGGAGCCAAGCGGAGGCUCCUCCUGCCUGCAUUCGCUCCAUAACGCGCACACACAUUUCCCUUUACCUUUUAGGGGGGAAAAACUGAGUAUUAUGGUGCGAAAAGUACGGUAAUAAAAAAGCUUCUGGUUUUUUAACAAAGGUGUCUUUAAACAUUUUCUUUAACUCAUUAUAUAUAAUUUCCCAGAAAGCUUUUACGUCUUUACAUGUCCACCACAUAUGGUAAAAAGUACCUUCCUUUUCCUUACAUUUCCAACGUUCAUUUUUUGUUCUAUACGUUUUGGCCAGUUUAACUGGUGUUAAAUACCACCUGUACAUCAUUUUCAUAACAUUUUCUUUAAGCGUACUGCAUGCUGUGAAGUUAAUACUUUCAUUCCAUAACCUCUCCCAAUCUUCUAACUGUAUACUAUGCCCAAUAUCUUUAGCCCAUUGUAUCGUUAAUGAUUUUACCUCCUCAUCUUUAGUAUGCCAUUCCAAUAAUAAUGUAUACAUUUUUGACAAUAUUUUUGUCUUAUCAUUCAAUAAAUCUAUCUCAAAUCUAGAUCUUUUUGUUUCAAAACCAUUUUUCUUUUUAUCCUCUUCAAACACUUCAUUUAUCUGACGAUAAUGCAACUAAUCCCUCAAUAAUUCUUUUGUUUCCUCAAACGUUUUUAAUUUUAACUGGUUUCCUUCCUCCACCACUGUAUCUCUGUAGGUGGCUCAUUUUUCUUCCAUAUUUUUUUUUUUUAACUGCAAUCACUUCCAAUGGUGAGAGCCACCAUGGAGUUUUACAUUCUAAUAGACUUUAUAUCUAUUCCACACCUCAUAAAUUGUCUUUCUUAUAAUGUGGUUCAGGAAUUCUUUAUGCAUUUUUACCUUCUCAUACAGUAAAUAGCAUGCCAUCCAAAUCUGUUAUCAUAUCCUUCCAGAUCUAACUUGCUGUUGUUUGUUAAGGGAUUGGAUUUUGUUAAAGAAUAGAGAUCUGUUAGAUCGGGAAAUAUUUUUCUUCACAACUAACAUCUGAAAUACUCUCAAUCAUCAGCAGGCAAGACUUUCUCAAAUGCUCCUCUGUAGUUUGAGAUGCACUGAUUUACCUAUGAGACAAGAAGGCACUCUGGGCCUCCCCCUUACCUUUUCCCUCUUGCAGGUGACACAGUGAUACUGGCUAGACCUCUUCAUCCAUCUCUGAAUGGGGACAGAAUGGAAGCAGCGGCUGUGGAACCAGAUCAGGUCAGGGGAAGCUGCCUUGCGGGGACAGAGGCCAAGGGGUGGAACAAUGUCCUAGCUCAAGGAGUGGUGGUGAACAACAGUGUUGUCUCAGAGGAGGACAUUUCCUUUUUUCUUUCAGGGUCCAGUGUGCUUUGAAAAUGUUGCUGUUUAUUUCACGGACGAGGAGUGGGCGUUGCUGGAUCCUGACCAGAGAGCUCUGCAUAAGGAUGUUAUGGAGGAGAAUCAUGAGAUCGUGGCCUCUCUUGGUAAGGCUCCUGUCACGUCUGGCAAGGCUCUCCCACACAAGACGCGACAGGCUGGAAGUUGUUUUACCUUCUGAUUUAUUAAGCAAUUACUGAGCUCAGUAGCCCAGCUUCUGUAACACAUCAAUCACUACCAAAGUCAGUUGCUGCCCUAAACUUCCGUCGUUUUCCCAGGCAACCUAAAUUCCACCUCCGGGUCCCCCUGUUUCUGGUCCUGCGCAAAGCUAAUACCUUAUUAUUUCUUCUAGUCUUGGGGGAGUCUGGUUCUGUUAGCCCCCCCUUUGUCUAGAGUAGAUUCUAACGGUUCCCCUCCUCCUGUGGCUUGCUCUGUGUUGUUUUGACGUUCCACAGGCUGCAUUCCAGAGCUUGUCUCUUCCUGACUAUGCGAAGGACUCCAGUUCCUGCUCCCCCCAGUUUGCACUCCCUCCUCUCUGGAUUUCUCGCUUUCUGUCAGAGCAAAAGCGUCCCUGACAUCCCCCCCCCCCCCGCGGCCUCGCUGCCUGCCAUGGAGGACUGUCAAAACUGGCCUCCACCAUCCCUCAGUCUCCUCUGCUUUUUCCUCUUCCUCACUGAGGUCUGCCUCCACCCUCCAGGUUUGGGCUUGUGUGGUUAACGACAGUCAAACUGUCUCUGCAAGUCGGGGGCGUGCACAUUCUCACUUUUCUCUCAUGAAUUUUCCUCAGCCGUAUAGCCCUUCCAGGAAACUAAAUACUGUAACUUCCUUCUGUGAAACCUAGAAUCCAGUAUCUCCGCAACCUCAUACUCCUCUUGGUCAUCAACCAGGACUGGAGGAGGCUGUGCCUGCCUAGGUUUCUGGUACUGGUGUGCCGGAACAAAUGGUGAUAGGAGUGCCCUGUGGAAAACAGGAUGGAUUAUCGUGGAGUUAGGCAACUUAAGCCUGAACGAUACAGGGUUAAUCUGUUCUACUACUUCAAAAGGCCCUAACCUCCGUGGUUUCAGUUUCCUGCACCUCCACUUCAUGGGCAAAUCUUUCCCUGACAACCAUACCUGAUCCCCCACUUUAAUCUCCUUGCCCUGCUGCCUAUGCUCAUCAGACCCUUCUUGUACGUGGCCUUUGCCAUGCCUAGUUUUUCCCAUAGCAGUUCAAGUCCCACAUUUCUUCCAUGAAUUGUUUUGCUGCCGGUACUGGCAGGUUACUCCACGGAUCAGGAAAUGCCCUCGGGUGUCAUCCGUGGUUGGCGUCAAAUGGAGUCUGCUGUGUAGGCAUAUGCACAGCAUUGCUGUAAGUGAACUCUGCCAGGCUCAACUUGUUCACCCAGUCAUCUUGCUGAUAGUUCACAUAACAAUGAAGGUACUGCUGCAACGUCGCAUUGGUUUUCUCUGACUCUCUAUUGGUUUGCGAGUGCGUUGCCGAUGUCAGGCACACCUCUACACCCAACAACUGCAUGAGUCUCCUCCAAAAUUGGGAGGUAAAUUGUGCCCCUCUAUCAGAGAUUACCUUCAGAGGUAAUCCUUGUAGCUUUUAACGUGGUCCACAAACAUCCUGGCCAUUUCCUGAGCCGAUGGCAGUUUCUGGCAGGACACAAAGUGUGCCAUUUUCAUGAACAAGUCUAGUACUACCCAUUUAUAGUCUGUUUCUGCGAGGCUGGAAGAUCCGUGAUGAAGUCCAUUGCAACUACUUCCCAUGGUCCUUGUGGUGUCAGUAGUGGCUGUAGCAAUCCCAUCGGCGCUUCCCGGGGUGUUUUGGUCCAUUGACAAGGUCUUACAUGCUCUCACAUACUCUCUCGUCUCUUCUCAUAUCUUUGGCCACCAAAAUUGUCUCUUCAAAUCACAGAGUCUUGUAGUGUCCCAAAUGACCUGCUGUGGGAUUGUUGUGACACUGCUGUAGCACUCUGGAGCGCAACUCCCCUUCUGGAACAUAAACCACCGCUUCCUUGAACAGCAAGGCUUCUCUCUUGAUGAAACUCUCGGAUCAUCCUCACCUCUCUGUAUUGCCUCAAACUUGCUUUCCAGGAAGCCAUCCAUUGCCGUCUGUCUUUCGAAGUCUGCAGUUUCCACCAUUGGCGUCGCUGGCAGUUGUAAUUGCUCCGGUUUCAGAAUAUGUCUCGGUCCGGUGUUUAAGUCCCCCUCCAGAUAGUCUGGCUUCUGGGACAGGGCAUACACCCUCUCGAUCUGGUGCCUUGGCAGAUUUGGAAGUUGAACUGAGCAAAAAACUGCGCCCAUUUGAUUUGCCUCUGGUUCAGCAACAACAACAAGGACUUUAUUUGCGUAGCCAACAGGCCAUAGCAUCAAAGGACAAACACCGACAAAAAUACAUUACAAAUAUAGUUACCGUAUAAUCUUAUGGCCUAUUAAAACCCUAGGUAAAAACUGGAUUAUCAUUCAUCAAUGACCCUCUGUCCCAUGGGCGGAGGCCUUUUCUCUGGUAGAUUGUUCCAGGUUGGUUAAGUAAAUAGACCAGCCAAAUUGAAAGAAUAUAAAUAUAAAUGGUCAGGACAGGGAGAAAGAUAAUAAUAACCAGAUGCAGAUAAAUUAAUAAUCUCAGUACUUAAAACUUGGCAGAGAUAAUAAAAUACUAAUAAUGAAACAUAAUGAUAAUAAUGAUAAAAUCCUAAGCGAGAAAUCCAGAUGAUGACACUGAUGUCAUUCAGAUGGUAGCUCUCAGUCUCAUUGCUCUCUCGAUAAAUUUAGCAACCUUCUCUGUUGUCGAGCUGUUCUGGUUGGCUAGGAGUGAGAACAAUUUGGCUUCACCAGAUUUGAAAGAUUUUAUCCAUCAUCAACGUAAACUCCCUCAAAUUUGCGGGGGCACUGUGUUUGCCUGCUAUAAGGGGAACUGGCCAAGCUUUUGCAUCUCCACCUAGCAAGCUGAUUAUAUAAGCCGAUCAGAGCUAAAUUCUGACUCUCUGAUGUCCAUAAAAUAAAGCAAUUCCAUUCUGAAGGCAUGAUACUCCUCUGGUUUGCUGGACUACUGGGACGGGCUUGCAAAAGAAGUCUUAUAUGCUCUGAGAGCUCUCUGUCUGCAGCUGCAGUCUCUGUUCUGAGAAUGCUCCUGGUAGCAUAUCUAGCUACAAUUUCAACUGCCAGCUGUAUUGACAAGGGGGUCCCUUGUCUAGGCUGGUCCCUCUCCCACUCCUCCGGCCCCUUCUGGUCCCCCGGCCCAUUGUACUUGCCUGUCCAUCGUCACUCUCUGGGGUCCGUCAGUGUGAGAGAGGUUGAGUGCGGCAAGCUGUCAGGUCUGGUAAGGCUCUCCCAAACAAGACAUGACAGGCUGGAAGCUGUUUUACCUUCUGAUUUAUUAAGCAAUUACCGAGCUCAGUAGCCCAGCUUCUGUAACACAUCAAUCACUACCAGAGUCAGUUGCUGCACUGAACUUCCGUGGUUUUCCCAGGCAACCUAAAUUCCACCUCUGGGUCACCCUGUUUCUGGUCCUGCGCAAAGCUAAUACCUUAUUAUUUCUUCUAGUCUUGGGGGAGUCUGGUUCUGUCAGCCCCCCCUUUGUCUAGAGUAGAUUCAAACGGUUCCCCUCCUCCUGUGGCUUCCUCUGUGUUGUUUUGACAUUCCACAGGCUGCAUUCUAGAGCUUGUCUCUUCCUGACUAUGCGAAGGACUCCAGCUCCUGCUCCCCCCAGUUUGCACUCCCUCCUCUCUGGAUUUCUCACUUUCUGUCAGACGGAAAGCAUCCCUGACAGCUCCCUUUGGGAUCAAAAUAUCUGUUUUUAAAUUCAAAGCAGCUCUCUGUGAUGAACCUCAUAUAUUUUCACAGAACUCAAUAACAACCGGGAUUACAAUAUUCCCACAAUUAACCUUGAACAGGAAAUUACUUUUUUUUCUGUGAGUGUCCUUCCUCCAGUUGUUGUUGUUGUUUAGUCAUUUAGUCGUGUCCGACUCUUUGUGACCCCAUGGACCAGAGCACGCCAGGCACUCCUGUCUUCCACUGCCUCCCGCAGUUUGGUCAAACUCAUGCUGGUAGCUUCGAGAACACGGUCCAACCAUCUCGUCCUCUGUCGUCCCCUUCUCCUUGUGCCCUCCAUCUUUCCCAACAUCAGGGUUUUUUCCAGGGAAUCUUCUCUUCUCAUGAGGUGGCCAAAGUCUUGGAGCCUCAGCUUCACGAUCUGUCCUUCCAGUGAGCACUCAGGGCUGAUUUCCUUAAGAAUGGAUACGUUUGGUCUUCUUGCAGCCAAUGGGACUCUCAAGAGUCUCAUUCCUCCAGUUACAGCUUCUUAAACAAUUAUCAGCCUGGUCUGAACUACCUAGACCAUUUUAUCUGUAAACUUCAGAGUUGUUAGGUAAGUUUAAGUAGCUUCUGUCAGGUUUUCUGUUUUUGUUCUUGCUCCUGUCGGUCCUUGGAUGACAAAAGAGAAGACUGACAUUAGAAAUGGAGGGAUGCCAUGAUGGAGCCGAACAAAAUCCAUUUGAGAGAAGAGCCAGGCUUAUCGAAUCACAGGUUCCCCUAAGGAUGUCGGUUGAUCCCCGUUAGUUAAUGCACCCAACCCUUCAGAAAACCAUCCAUCUAACCCACUUGUGUUAUUCCCCAGUGACCAGUGUUAAAAGGUAUUCUUCAUUAAUUUCUCCCUGAGGCUUUAAUCCAUUUCUCUCUUCAUUGCAGGUAGUGAUGAACUGGAAAUCAAGAACAAGGGUGACCAUGAAAAAAUAUCCACAGUGGAGAAGCAGUAUAAAUAUAUUGAAUGUGGAAAAAGUUCCCAUUCCUCUUCCCAUCAAAUAAAUCCCAUUGGGAAGAAACCUUAUAAGUGCUUGGAAUGUGGAAAGAGCUUCAGUCAGAGCACCCAUCUCACUUCCCAUCAAAGAAUUCAUACAAGAGAGAAACCAUAUAAUUGUUUGGAAUGUGAAAAGAGCUUCAGUAACAGCUCCUCUCUCACUUCCCAUCAGAGAAUUCAUACAGGGGAGAAGCCCUAUCAGUGUGGGGAAUGUGGAAGGAGCUUUAGUCAGAGUGGCCAUCUCACUUCCCAUCAAAGAAUUCAUACAGGGGAGAAACCCUAUCACUGUGUGGAAUGUGGAAAGAGCUUCAGUAGUAACUCCCAUCUCAGUUCCCAUCAAAGAAUUCAUACAGGGGAGAAACCCUAUCAGUGUGUGGAAUGUGGAAAGAGCUUCAGUAACAGCUUCUCUCUCACAUCUCAUCAAAGAAUUCAUACAGGGGAGAAACCCUAUCAGUGUGGGGAAUGUGGAAAGAGCUUUAGUCAGAGUGGCCAUCUCACUUCCCAUCAAAGAAUUCAUACAGGUGAGAAACCCUAUCAGUGCAUGGAAUGUGGAAAGAGCUUCAGUGUGAGCUCUUAUCUCACUUCCCAUCAAAGAACUCAUACAGGGGAGAAACCCUAUCAGUGCACGGAAUGUGGAAAGAGCUUCAGUCAGGGCUCCUCUCUCACUUCCCAUCAAAGAAUUCACACAGGGGAAAAACCCUAUCAGUGCAUGGAAUGUGGAAAGAGCUUCAGUUGGAGCUCUGAUUUCACUUCCCACCAAAAAAUUCAUACAGGGGAGAAACCCUAUCAAUGUUUGGAAUGUGGAAAGAGCUUCAGUUUGAGCUCCUAUCUCACUUCCCAUCAAAGAAUUCAUACAGGGGAGAAACCUUAUCAGUGCAUGCAGUGUGGAAAGAGCUUCAGGAAGAGCUCCCAUCUCACUGCGCAUCAAAUAAUUCAUACAGGGGAGAAACGUUAUCAGUGCAUGGAAUGUGGAAAGAGCUUCAGUCACAGCCACAGUCUCACUUCCCAUCAAAGAAUUCAUACAGGGGAGAAACCCUAUCAGUGCGUGGAAUGUGGAAAGACCUUCAAUACAAGCUCCUAUCUCACUUUCCAUCAAAGAAUUCAUACAGAGGAGAAACCCUUCAUUCUACAGCUUUAGGAGCCAGGCAAAUACGCACCUUUUUAACCAGGCCUUUGGCUGAUUGACAUCUAAUGCCCUUUUAAAGUAUGGUGGGGAUGGGGGUUACAGAUGUGUAUUUUGUGGUUUUAUAUUGUGCUUUUAUGUUGUAACUGUCCUGAGACCUGUGGGUGUAGGGAAUAGGAGCCAACUCUUAGAGGCCAGUGGGUCUUUGCCCCCCAAUAAGAUAUUUGAGGGGGCCACCCCCCAGUUGAUAGGCAUUGCCAAUCAAAUGAUGUGCAUAAUACUAAUAAUACUACUAAUAAUUCAUUAUUUAUACUGCGCCCAUCUGGCUGAGUUUCUCCAGCCACUCUCGGUGGCUCCCAAUCAAGUGUUAAGAACAAUACAGCAUUAAAUAUUAAAAACUUCCCUAAACAGGGCUGCCUUCAGAUGUCUUUUAAAGAUAGGAUAUCUACUUAUUUCCUUCACAUCUGAAGGGAGGGUGUUCCACAGGGUGGGCGCCACUACCAAGAAGGCCCUCUGUCUGGUUCCCUGUAACCUCACUUCUCACAAUGAGUGAACCACCAGAAGGCCUUUGGCGCUGGAUCUCAGAGUCCGGGCUGAACAAUGGGUGGAGACGCUCCUUCAGGUAUACAGGAUCCUGUGAUUGAUUGUGCAAGGUGGGCCUUACCAUGCCCCCCACCAAUAUUUUAUUCAAGUUGGCACCACUGGGUCGGGUGGUAUUCAAAUUAAAUAAAUACAUAAAUCGCUUUCCUUUGCACAUGUUCCAGCUUGUCAAUAUCCUUAUUUAUUAUCAUUUCUAAAUUUAUGUGCCUUUCAUUUGAAGAUUUCACAACAUAAACAUAAGGAUGAAAGCAUGACUUUCUCAAAAACAAGUCAUUCCAGAAAAACCUCUCUUUUUCUUUUUUCUUUUUGAUCAGGGGACUGCUGUGGAAAUAGUGCAUCUUUCUUUCAGUGUGGCUUUUGAUGAAGUCCCCCAUGAUAUUUUUGCAAGGAAGCUGGUAAAAUGUUGGCUGAACGAGGUAACUGUUAGCUGGAUUUGACUGACCAAACCCAAAGAGGACUCCUUCAUGGUUCCUCCUCAUCCUGGGGAAAAGUGACAAGAGGGGUGCUGCAGGGUUCUGUCCUGGGCCCGUUGUUGUUAAACAUCUUUAUAAAUGUCUUGGAUGAAGGAACUGAGGGGAUGCUCAUCAAAUUUGCAGACAACACCAAAUGGGGAGCGGAGGCCAAUGUGGCAGAAGGCAGAAUCAGAUCAAGUGCAGGAAUAGUACCACUUUAUUUUGCCUAGGAUACUGUGUUUAGUUCUGGGCACCAGAUCUGAAAUUUUGUUUGCCUGGGGAAAUCAAGAGGGUGGGGGGGGACACUAUCCAUAUUCCUUUUAUAACAUGUGGCCAAUGUUUAUUAAAUACAUAUAUUGUUAGGACUGUUGCCAGAAUCCACCCAGCACUCAAGGGAAGAUGUGUUGUGAUCUUUUCGAGUAAUCAAAUGAAACUUGUAGCACAUGGCAGGAUGAAAGUCUUCAAUUUCAUCAGGACAAGUUAUUUGUUUUUUUACUGUUGUAACCAUUGCUUUCUGAAAAUUCAUCUUCUAUACCAUGAAGAUAAAUCAAAGUAAUUAAAAAAAAGAGAAGGGGGAAACGUGCACUAUUCCAUUAAUCUGCUUGCAUGUGUUGAGUGUUAUUUGGAGACUGUAAUUUCAGUAAUUUCACAUUAUCUAUGUGUUUCUGUGUGUUCAGCACACAUGAUUGCAGGUGAGACUGAAUAAAAGACUUCCUAGGAAAUUCCCUUUGACUGCUUCUGUAUUGUUUCAAAUGUGACUUCAUUUACACAUAAGAUCAUAUUUAUUGCUGAAAAAUCAUGUCAUCGUUGGCUCCUUAAUCUCUACCCCAACAAACCUUGCUCUUAACAUGAGUAACUUCUUUCCCACAAUUUCUUGGGUGGAAAUAACUGAUAUUGGAAAGGAGGUAUACCUUUUCCCUCAAACUUUUGGACGAGGUUAAAGUGGGAAAUCCCAAGGGAGAUUUUGCUUAACCGAGCUUCAAUUCAGCAGGUGAGACUUGAUUUUCACAGGGCACAGCUACAGAACAAUGAUAGAAAGUUAUCCAACCUUGGUGGCUGGGCGGAAUUUCUUUUCAAUUGUUUUUAUUGAUUUUCCAGAUUAUUACAAGUCAUUGCCAACUUAAUUCAAUUCAGUACAAUUUUCCAAAACAUGUUUCCCACUCUCCUUGUAAGAUAUUGUGGUAAUCAUUCACUUCUUUGAAAGCCAGCAUCCAUCUGUGUUUUUAUUUAUCUGUUGCAAUAGGACAGAGCUCACUCAAUGUGCUAAUUAAGAAGGUCUGCCCCGAGGCACAUCAGGACAAAAGCCGAUAAAGUAGUUCAAACACAGCAAACAGAGAGUCCUAAAACACCCUUAAACAUAUCUUAGGAAAGAUAGAAAUAAAAUAAGCAUAGUUUGGAUGGCCAUCUGUCCUGGAAGAUCCAGCUAAGAUUCCUGCAUUGGGUCCCUCUUAAGAUUCAGUGAGGAGACCAACCUCAUGGAUUCCAAUAGAAAAUUCUUUUUAAAUCAUUUAUGGACAUUUAAAAACCUUUGGAGAAGUAGUGUCCCUUGCUUUGAACAUGAUUGUCUAUGCUUUACACUCUGCAGGAAGGCCUGUUCAUAA
This is a messenger RNA of Podarcis lilfordi (Lilford's wall lizard), 12109 nucleotides long. The record is from the annotation of a GenBank genome assembly. NCBI's taxonomy places the organism in Eukaryota, Metazoa, Chordata, Lepidosauria, Squamata, Lacertidae.